Messenger RNA from Neurospora tetrasperma FGSC 2508, 1592 nucleotides. RefSeq lists its product as uncharacterized. Lineage: Eukaryota; Fungi; Ascomycota; Sordariomycetes; Sordariales; Sordariaceae. The record is from RefSeq and is a predicted model, not a curated record. Gene Ontology annotation, molecular function: protein-lysine N-methyltransferase activity; protein binding. The transcript is spliced from 2 exons. Bases 1 to 1512 code for a protein of 503 amino acids. Gene Ontology annotation, biological process: peptidyl-lysine trimethylation; peptidyl-lysine monomethylation.
AUGGCGAAAAGAAAACGCGAAGCAGCAGCAAAGGAGAAGGUUAAGAAGAGGAACACCCGAGAAAAAAGCCAGAUAAAGGCUCUCAAUAUGGAAGCAUACGAAGAGCUACUCAUAUGGGCAAAAGAUAAAGGUAUCAAUCUCAACGGCGUCGAGCCCAGGCGGAUACCAGGCCGAGGUAUGGGAAUAGUGGCUACAAAGCCACUCGAGGAAGACGAAACUAUUCUAACAGUUCCCUCUACCACCCUCCGGACGUAUGAAACCGUCCACCCUUCCAUAUCCCGUGCCCUGCCUAAGGACAUCUCCAUUCACGGCCUCCUAGCCGCCGAUCUCGCCUUCGACCCUUCUCCGUCCGUCAAGUAUCGGCAAUGGAACACCGUCUGUCCUUCGCGUGAAGAUAUCUGGGACUAUUUGCCUCUAACAUGGGAUCACCAACUGCGAGAGUUUUUGCCCAGAAAGGCGCUGGAGUUGCUUCUAAAGCAGGAGGCCAAAUUUGAGAAAGACUGGUCCAUGGUCCAACAGUCUAAGCUCCUCUCUUCAGGGCCUGGCCAGAAAGAGAACAAGAGCUUGGAAGAGGAAGAAUGCGGAACACUGAAUAAGGGCAUAACAAGAGAUGACUACCUCUAUGCCUGGCUCCUCGUCAACACCCGCACCUUCUACCAUGAAACCCCAAAGACGAAGAAGUUCAAUAAAGAUGACAGAAUGGUCCUGCAACCAGUCGCAGACUUGUUUAACCACACCUCGUAUGACCCAUCAACCGAGGAGAAGGAAGGCAACAAGAAAACCUGCUCAGUCGCCUUCUCACCGACCGCCUUCACCAUCACCACCACCCGCCCCUACGCCGCUGGCGAAGAAGUCUACAUCUGCUACGGCAACCACUCCAACGAUUUCCUCCUGAUCGAAUAUGGCUUUCUCUUUGACGAAAACGUCUGGGACGAAGUCUGCAUAGAUGAUGCCAUCCUUCCUUUACUCGACCAAGCCCAAACCCACUCCCAAUCCCAACAGCAGCAGCAGCAACCACCAAGGAAAGUAACUCGAAGACUCAACGAACGAGGAAAAAAAGAGCCCAAGUCACAAGCGUCCCAACAGCAACCACCAAAAUCCCCCAAAGAAAUCCUCGAGGAAACCGGCUUCCUAGGCAACUACAACCUCGAUCCGCGCAACCCCACAGGCUGCUACCGCACACAGGUCGCACUUCGCGCCCUUUCUGCUCUCGCAGACAGCCCAGGGCCGCAAGGUGAAAAGAAGUUCCGGGCCUUCAUCGACUACGGCCAAGACCCGUGGGAGGAAUCGCCGGAGGAACAGGCGAAGCUGAAUGCAUUGUUGGCACAAGCGCUGAAGCGAUGGAGCUCAGAUGUUAUUGAAAAGAAGAUUCGGGACGGGUUGGAUAAGUUGGAGUGGAGAGAGGGACAUGAAGGUGUAGUCGGGAGGGAGUGUCAUAGGGGGUUGUUGUCGAUGAGGUGGAUGCAGGUGAAGAGGAUGGUUGAUAGGGCUUUGAAGGAGCUUGAGGGUUGAGGGUUGAAGACUGGGUUUUUGGGGAGGGAGGAGAGGAGAAACGCCGAGGGUUGUGUCACAGGCUGGGAACAUAGAUGGAC